CUGGCUGGCACUAAGCUGUGUGUUCUGAUCCGGCCCCUCUGAUGGGGUUUCAUGCUUGUAGGCAGUGUUGAGGAUUUUGAAAGCAACACAGGUUUCCAAGCCACAUCUUGGCUUGUUGAAAAUAUACCUAGAUAAAUAUAUUGACCAUAUAUUCACCUCCCAAAAUAAAAUUGAGGACAACUGAUCUCAGCCUCUAUGACAGCUAAUGGAUCCUGAACAAGAUCGGUCACUCAAACCCAAAAAGGGGAUCUUUUUUUCUUUUUUUUUUCUUUUUCUUUUCUGACAUAUUCAAUUUUUUUAAAAGUAAAGGAUAGCGGACUCAAGCAGUCAAAGGACGCCUGGCAGAGAUGAGAGUGAUACUGGUGUGUUGCCUACUUUCCUUGCUUUCUCUAUCGCGUGCCUGUCCAAAAGAGUGCAGCUGCAACACAAACACCAAAGCUGUGGACUGCCGGGGUCGUGGCCUUUAUGACAUUCCCCGACGAUUACAUCCAGAAACACAAGAAUUAUAUCUCCAAGACAAUCGCAUCAGAGGCAUCGGAUCAAUGGCUUUUCGAGAGAUACCCCUUGUUCGCGUUGUCGAUUUAUCAAAUAAUUCCAUUACAUCUGUUUCCCCAACUGCUCUACUGGGGCUCAGAACUUUGCAGCAUCUCAGUCUUGCCUACAACAGCUUGAGAGAGCUUGAUAAGAGGUUGUUUGGACCCAUACACUCACUUUCACACCUUGACCUUUCACACAACAGCCUGUGGGGUUUGUCUGGAGCCAUAGGAGAACAUCUGAGGAACCUGAGCCACCUAGGGCUCGCCCACAACAGGCUAACACGAUUAGACCGAUCCCUGCUGGAGGCUAUGGGCCGCCUGGAUAGUCUCACACUCAGAGGCAACCCAUGGAGGUGUGACUGUCACCUUAUAGGCCUCAAACUGUGGCUGGAGACCUAUCUCUUCAAAGGUGGUGUGGUGGAUGAGGUGCAUUGCAGCCAGCCAGUAGAGAUGAGGGACAGAGACCUGCAGAAGGUCCCUUACCAGCUCUUCCACGCUUGCAUGACCACGAGCUACCAUUACUUGUUUGCCAACAUACAUCAUCUGGAAUCAGAGAGGCUGCUGCGAGGUCACAUCCACGGCAACCACGCUCAUCCUUCAAGCCACGCGCUCCAUGUCCCGAUGGCAAUGGGAGAGGGAUUCGGUGGCGGAGGAGCUAAUAUACCAGAGUGUGAGACUAAGCAAAGGCAGCGACCGGUCAACUUACGCCAUGCAAUUGCCACAGUGAUCAUCACUGGUGUAGUGUGUGGGAUUGUAUGUCUGAUGAUGCUGGCUGCAGCAGUAUACGGUUGCGCCUAUGCUGCCAUCAUGGCCAAAUAUCAGCGGGAGCUGAAGAAAAAUGAGGAAUUGGCUGCGGCUCGUGCAGCCGAUCGUGCCAGGCUAGAGGAGAAGGAACCACUGGAGAAUGCCAUUGCCUAGGAGAUGACAACACAAACCCUGAACUUUAAACUUGGGUCUUAACCCUUUAACCUAAUCAUCUCUGGAUGGCGUGUUUGUGUGUAUGUGCUGUGAAGAAAAAAAAAUGAAGAGUGUGAAACUUGUGUAAGUUGACAUCUUCCGAAACUUGGGUAGCUAAUUAAAUUCCACAGGUAUUUGACUAUGCACUGCAAAGAACUGUAACUCUAUGCGAAUGCACGGGAGCAGGCCAAAGUAUUCCAUUUUAUCUGAGAAACGCAUAUCACAGAUACAACUAUACUCUCAUAUCUAAUACUAAUUGUAGGUCUUAGCUCUGGUAUUUGAAAUAUUAUUUAAGAAUGUGGUUGUUUUUCAGCUGUUGUUUGUAGUUAUGUUGUCUAAUAUCAGAUUUAUUUUUUAAUUCAUAGUAGGCAGCUGGUGUCAGUAACGUUUUGAUUUCAUUGUGACGAGAAAAUAUGAACGACUGAGUUGUUGUGUGUUAGUGUGAAUGCAAAUAUGAAAUUGUUUGUGCCUGAUAAUGUGAUAUAGUUUUGCAGAGAAAAUAUGUUUUAUUAUGGACAUUUUUUCUGACAUCCCUCGAAGGGAAAAUGGGAACUUCUUUGAGCAAUAACAAAUUUACGGGUACACAUAGAUUAUUGACCAUUGAUGUACUGCUGCACAAAAUCACAAACACAUGCAUACUUUUACUGAACAGUCAGUUGCGUUAUUCUUUGUGAGUCAUACCAAUCAUGUAUGCAUCUCUUGCAGUAUGUACUGUAUGAUACAAAUAAAUUGAAACAUUGGAACUGACAACAUUAAUUAUAUUGACUCGACGUGUGAGGAGGCUGCCAUUCUCAAAUGGAAAAACUAUUGUACAAAUACAAAGGAACCAAAGCAUCAAUGCUGCAUUUGCAAAGCAAUGCAAAAAAGGUCGGAAAGGAACAUUUAAAAGAAUAACAAUAUCUCUCUUGGCAGAAGCCAGAAGAGGAUAUCAGCCUCUGUCCUAAACUCAUGGAUGGAAAAAAAUGAAAUCAAUAAAACUUUACUACAGAAGGAAAUGAAUUUAAGCACUCCAAUUUACUUGUUUCCAUAUACUGUAUUUGAGAACUUAGAAUCUACACAUUCUUUUGAUUGAUUAAAAUUUGGAUCAUUCUACGAAAUGUAAUUUUGUAAUACAGUGGACCCCAGCAUGUACACGGUUUGGGACCGCAGAUCCAUCCAUUGGGGGGUGUGGAUGCGUGUGUGUAGUAAUAUUUUUUUCCCCCAAAUAAUAUUUUCAAUUGCUUUGAAUUAUUCACAGUUAUUUUCUAUUCCCGGUCCCUAUCGCCGCAAAUAGCCGAUGUCCACUGUCAAUUAAUUUCUAAAGGUGCUCUUUCUUAAAUGUUGAUAGUUUUAUUGAUUACAUAAAUCCUCCCUUCCCCAAAUAAAUAAAUAAAUAAAUAAAUAUAUCAGAAUUUAAGAAGGAGAGUGUUUUUAUGGUAUUAAAAUAUUGUUAAAGGGAACCUUAACAACUUAAACACUUGUAGGCUCUAAUAAGCCACAAAUGUUCUCUUUUACUAAAAUAUGUUAUUAGAAACACAAAAAAUAUUGCCAUUGAUUUAAAAAACUGUAAUAAUUAGUACAUGUUUUGACCCAAGGAGGACGCCAUGUUUUAUGGACACUUGGGGUGUUGACAGAUUGUCACUGUCACUCAACGAAUACUACCAGGUUACUGCAAUUCCUUCUUCGUGGCGAGAUGUCCAACACAUGCGCUCAUCGGCUAAAAAGUGGCGAGUACUUACUAUUUGUGUUUUUAUUGAGUCUUUUAUUACCUUUGCAUUGCCUAAAAAUACUUUUUGUAUGUGUUUCCCUCUCAUACUUUUAAGCAUAGUGUUUUCUUGUGGUAGUUUUAAAGCCGAUUGUUGAGCUGUUGACCACAUUAGUAAUGUAGCAUAUUUAAACCACCCUUAUUUGGUAUUACUAUGUUUACGUAUUUUCUUAAGGCAUAUUAAGUAUAUUCUGUCUGUAUGCAUCUAAA
Molecule: messenger RNA, 3447 nt
Organism: Corythoichthys intestinalis (scribbled pipefish)
Lineage: Eukaryota; Metazoa; Chordata; Actinopteri; Syngnathiformes; Syngnathidae
Gene: lrtm1
Product: leucine-rich repeat and transmembrane domain-containing protein 1
Exons: 4
Coding region: 348-1454 (368 amino acids)
Cellular component (GO): plasma membrane
Molecular function (GO): protein binding
Source: RefSeq, a predicted model, not a curated record